ACAGGUGUCAGUCCCCCGUACUGCAGUCUGUUUGGACUCAUGAGAACGCGAGACCGAGUGUGGCUUCCACCCAAUCACAUCCUCAAGAUCGAGGCCUCAGCCAAUGAGACGCUGCUGUUCAGGAUCAGGUUUUAUUUUCCAGGCUGGUACGGCAGUAGCUCGAGCUCAGCCCGCAGGUAUGGCGUCUCCAAGAGUUCAGAGGCACCUGUGCUUGAUGACAUCACUGCGGCGUACCUGUUUGCUCAGUGGAGGUCAGAUUUUCUGAGCGGCGCGGUAAGCGUUCCCAUCAGCCUGGAGUUUCAGGAAGAGUGCUUGGGAUUGGCUGUUCUUGAUGUGAUGCGUUUGGCCAAAGAAAAAGCCAAGUCACCUGUUGACAUCUACAACCACAACAGUUAUAAGUCGUUCCUCCCGAAGAACAUGCGAGCACACAUCCAGAACCAGCACUUUGUGACCCGGAAGAGGAUCCGCUUCUGCUUCAGGAAGUUCAUCCAGCAGUUCGGAGCGUGUAAAGCCACGCCGCGAGACCUGAAGCUGAAGUACGUGGUCAGUCUGGAGACGCUGCAGGCGGCCUUCUACAGCGAGCAGUUCCUCGUCAGCGAAGCGUCCGCCGGAGACGUCUGCAUCCUCGUCAGCGGGAGCCGCGGCAUGCGAUGGUCCAAAGUAAAAGAGGCCAGAGACCGAGAGGAUCCGCAGGUUUACUGUGAUUUCUCUGACGUCAUCGACAUCAGUGUAAAGCAGGGGUCUAAAGACGGAUCUGUGGAGAACCGAAUCGUCUCCAUAAACAGACGGGACGGUCAGACGCUGGAGCUGGAGUUUCAUUCUCUGAGCGAGGCGCUGUCCUUCGUGUCUCUGAUCGACGGCUACUACAGACUCACCACAGACGCUCAUCACUACCUGUGUAAGGAGGUGGCUCCCCCUAGACUGCUGGAGGCCAUUCAGAACAGCUGCCACGGGCCAGUGUCUGUCAGUCCCCCGUACUGCAGUCUGUUUGGACUCAUGAGAACGCGAGACCGAGUGUGGCUUCCACCCAAUCACAUCCUCAAGAUCGAGGCCUCAGCCAAUGAGACGCUGCUGUUCAGGAUCAGGUUUUAUUUUCCAGGCUGGUACGGCAGUAGCUCGAGCUCAGCCCGCAGGUAUGGCGUCUCCAAGAGUUCAGAGGCACCUGUGCUUGAUGACAUCACUGCGGCGUACCUGUUUGCUCAGUGGAGGUCAGAUUUUCUGAGCGGCGCGGUCAGCGUUCCCAUCAGCCUGGAGUUUCAGGAAGAGUGCUUGGGAUUGGCUGUUCUUGAUGUGAUGCGUUUGGCCAAAGAAAAAGCCAAGUCACCUGUUGACAUCUACAACCACAACAGUUAUAAGUCGUUCCUCCCGAAGAACAUGCGAGCACACAUCCAGAACCAGCACUUUGUGACCCGGAAGAGGAUCCGCUUCUGCUUCAGGAAGUUCAUCCAGCAGUUCGGAGCGUGUAAAGCCACGCCGCGAGACCUGAAGCUGAAGUACGUGGUCAGUCUGGAGACGCUGCAGGCGGCCUUCUACAGCGAGCAGUUCCUCGUCAGCGAAGCGUCCGCCGGAGACGUCUGCAUCCUCGUCAGCGGGAGCCGCGGCAUGCGAUGGUCCAAAGUAAAAGAGGCCAGAGACCGAGAGGAUCCGCAGGUUUACUGUGAUUUCUCUGACGUCAUCGACAUCAGUGUAAAGCAGGGGUCUAAAGACGGAUCUGUGGAGAACCGAAUCGUCUCCAUAAACAGACGGGACGGUCAGACGCUGGAGCUGGAGUUUCAUUCUCUGAGCGAGGCGCUGUCCUUCGUGUCUCUGAUCGACGGCUACUACAGACUCACCACAGACGCUCAUCACUACCUGUGUAAGGAGGUGGCUCCCCCUAGACUGCUGGAGGCCAUUCAGAACAGCUGCCACGGGCCAGUGUCGACGGAGUUCGCCAUCAGCCGCUUACGCCGAUGUGAAAACCACAGGGGCGUUUAUAUCCUGCGGUGCAGCCCGAGAGACUACGACAGGUACUUCCUGUCCUUCGUGGUUGAGGUGAGUAGUCAGCUGGAGUUUAAGCACUGUCUGGUCGUUCGCUCUCACUCGGGAGAGUUUGUGCUCAACGGAGCCAAAUGCAGCUUCAGCAGUCUGGGUGAAUUACUGCAGCACUACCAGAAGGAAGCGCUGCGCUCCGACAGACAUGUGUUCCAGUUCAGCCGCCGCUGUCCGCCGCGCAGCAAAGAUAAAUCCAAUCUGCUGGUGUGCAGGAGCAGCCAAACCUCUGACGCGCGUCUCUCGCCGUCUGAACUCAAACACAUCAACCAGAUGAUCUUCCACAAGAUCCAUAAAGAAGAUCUGGAGACGAUGGAGGGUUUGGGUCAGGGAGCGUUCACGCAGGUCUUCCGCGGCGUCCGGAGGGAGCUCGGAGAUUACGGAGAGAUCCACAAGAUGGACGUGGUGCUCAAAGUCCUGGAUAAAACCCACCGCAACUACACUGAGUCGUUCUUCGAGUCGGCGAGCAUGAUGAGCCAGCUAUCCCACAAACACCUGCUGCUCAACCACGGCGUCUGCGUGUGUGCUGAUGAGCACAUCAUGGUGCAGGAGUAUGUGCGCUUCGGCUCUCUGGACACGUACCUGAAACGAAACUGCAACACCAUCAACAUCACCUGGAAGCUGGAGGUGGCUAAACAGCUAGCAUGGGCACUACAUCACCUGGAGGAGAAGAACCUGAUCCACGGAAACGUCUGCGCCAGGAACAUUCUGGUGACCCGAGAAGAAGACCGUAAGACGGGAACGCCUCCGUUCAUCAAGCUCAGUGACCCAGGGAUCAGCAUCACUGUCCAGCCCAGAGAACUUCUGGUGGACCGGAUCCCGUGGGUUCCUCCAGAGUGCGUGAAGGACAGCAAGAGUCUGAGUUUGGCAGCAGAUAAGUGGAGCUUCGGCACCACGCUGUGGGAGAUCUACUGCAGCGGAGAGCAUCCGCUCGUGGCGUACGACGGGUCUAAGAAGCUGCUGUUCUACGAAGACAAGCACCAGCUUCCAGCUCCGAAGUGGACUGAACUGGCCAGCGUGAUCAACAGCUGCAUGGAGUACGAGCCGCUGCAGCGGCCCUCGUUCAGAGCCGUCAUCCGAGACCUCAACAGCCUCUUCACGCCAGGUGAC
This is a messenger RNA of Sinocyclocheilus grahami, 3138 nucleotides long. Its product is annotated as tyrosine-protein kinase JAK2-like. Lineage: Eukaryota; Metazoa; Chordata; Actinopteri; Cypriniformes; Cyprinidae. Gene Ontology annotation, cellular component: cytosol; cytoskeleton; membrane. Gene Ontology annotation, molecular function: non-membrane spanning protein tyrosine kinase activity; ATP binding; growth hormone receptor binding. The annotation marks the transcript as partial. The record is from RefSeq and is a predicted model, not a curated record. The transcript is spliced from 21 exons. Gene Ontology annotation, biological process: cell differentiation; cell surface receptor signaling pathway via JAK-STAT; cytokine-mediated signaling pathway.